This is a messenger RNA of Fusarium coffeatum, 1329 nucleotides long. RefSeq lists its product as uncharacterized. The transcript is spliced from 5 exons. Gene Ontology annotation, biological process: DNA strand elongation involved in DNA replication; DNA synthesis involved in UV-damage excision repair; DNA replication. The record is from RefSeq and is a predicted model, not a curated record. Gene Ontology annotation, molecular function: DNA-directed DNA polymerase activity. NCBI's taxonomy places the organism in Eukaryota, Fungi, Ascomycota, Sordariomycetes, Hypocreales, Nectriaceae. The coding region runs from base 1 to 1329 and encodes 442 amino acids. Gene Ontology annotation, cellular component: nucleus; delta DNA polymerase complex.
AUGGACGAACAUAAAAAAUUCCUAGCAGAUCGUCUGCUUAGCGAAGAGCGACCGAUCACAUAUCGGCUCCUGAGUAGAGCUCUAGAUGUACAUGUCAACACCGCGAAGGAGAUGCUCUAUGACUUUCACAAUUGCCAGAACACUCAAAAAGCCAACUCUGUUCAUGCAACCUAUCUGGUAUAUGGCACCAAGAGUCCGGCCAAUGAUCAAUCCGACGAUGAUGUGGAAAUGACAAGUUCAAUGCCAGAGCCAGAAGAAGCUCCAGUUUCCACUUUGACCCUGGUGCGUGAAGAAGAACUUAAUGAUAUCUUGGCUGCAUACCAGGAAGUGACUUCGAUUCACGUCUACAGCCUUGCGCCACAUCCCCAAAAAGACUUUUCUCUGCUGUCAGACCUCACGACACAACUUUCGGAGUAUGCGACAGAUGGAGACAUCACUGCUGGAUCCAAGAAGUACGGAGUCAUUAGUAACCCGAGUGCUCGACGAAGGGAAAGAAAGGGCCGUCCUCAAGCACCUGCCUCAGUCCCAUCCAAAUCUGACAAGAAAGAAGCAAUUGUUGCAAACCAAGCGCCAACCGCAAAACCUAAGCAGGAAGCUUCGGCCGCUUGGCCGGAGGCAAAGCACACCAAGACCGCAAAGCAGGAAUCAUCAGCACCCCCGUCUAAAGAGGGGACUACUGCCACUAGCAGUGGAAAGAAACCAACAGCGGCUCUUAAGCGAGGCGCAUCGGGUGGCAUCAUGCAGUCGUUUGCAAAAGCGGCCGCUAAGCCAGCUAAACCUAAGCCAGCUCCCAAAAAGGAGGAGGACUCAGUCAUGGCUCUGUCUGAUGACGGGGAGGCCGAUGAUGAUGAUAUUGUUGCGACCAAGUCAAGCUCGAAGCCUGCAGCAGACUCAUCGGAAAUCAAGAGAAGGCGCCAGGAGCGAGAGGAUGCAUUGCGAAAAAUGAUGGAGGAUGACGACGAAGAGGAAAAAGAGUCCGACAAGGAGUCUGAACAGGUCGACGAAGAGAUGGAGGAGGCGCCGGAGCCAGAGCCGGAACCUCAGGCGAAGACUGAAGAGAAGGAACCCGCCGAAGUUGUUUCUAGCACUAGUAAUGGGCGUAGGAGGGGCAGGAGACGAGUGAUGAAGAAGAAGCGAAUUCUCGACGAUCAGGGGUACAUGGUCACGAUUCAAGAGCCAGGCUGGGAAUCAUUCUCAGAGGAUGAGGCUCCCCCGCCUGCGAAGAAAACCGCCCCAGCACUCACCCCGUCAUCGUCCACUGGAUCCAAAGCGAAGAAGCCGGCACCUAAGGGCCAGGGAAAUAUCAUGUCCUUCUUCACAAAGAAGUAG